UGAUGCGUUUGUUAGCGGACACUGUUCGCUGCCUGUCAAACCGCCCAGGGAGGAGGCAAACCAGCACAGGGUGCUCCAGAGGUCGCCAGAUAGGGAACCAGGACCUACAGUGUCCACAGUCUGUCCUUUGCUCUCGCUGGCUCAGCGCCGAGACAACAGCGCCAUGACUGACCGGGAAGAAUCCAAGAAGAUGAAUGGCAGUGCUGGUCACUCCUCGCAUCUUUUGGAGGCGCCCAAAGAGAGCAUGCAGCUGAAGAAGGAGAUCUCGCUGCUCAACGGGGUCAGUCUGAUCGUAGGAAACAUGAUCGGCUCUGGCAUCUUCGUCUCCCCCAAGGGUGUGCUGUUCUACAGUGCUUCUUACGGGCUGUCGCUAGUCAUUUGGGUUAUUGGGGGCCUGUUCUCUGUGGUGGGGGCCCUGUGCUACGCUGAGCUGGGCACCACCAUCACCAAAUCAGGGGCAUCUUAUGCAUACAUCCUGGAGUCGUUUGGCGGCUUCAUUGCAUUUAUUCGUCUGUGGACGUCUCUGUUGAUUAUCGAGCCCACCAGCCAGGCGGUUAUCGCCAUUACAUUCGCAAACUACCUGGUGCAGCCGCUCUUCCCAACAUGCGAACCGCCGUACACAGCAGCCAGGCUCAUCGCUGCAGCGUGUAUAUGCUUACUGACAUUCAUCAACUCCGCCUAUGUGAAGUGGGGCACUCGUGUGCAGGACACUUUCACCUAUGCUAAGGUGGCGGCCCUCAUUGUAAUCAUCGCCACUGGCAUCGUCAAGCUGUGCCAGGGUUACACAACCAACUUUGAAUCGUCCUUUCAGGGAUCGUCUACAGAUCCUGGUGACAUCGCACUGGCACUCUACUCCGCCCUCUUCUCUUACUCCGGCUGGGACACUCUCAACUUUGUUACUGAGGAGAUCAAAAACCCUGAAAGGAACCUUCCCCUGGCCAUUGCCAUCUCUAUGCCCAUUGUUACCAUCAUCUACAUCCUCACCAAUGUGGCCUACUAUGCCGUUCUGGAUGUUAGCGCUAUACUGGCCAGUGAUGCAGUGGCAGUGACAUUUGCAGAUCAUACUCUUGGUGUGAUGAGCUGGACCAUCCCCAUCGCUGUAGCUCUUUCCUGCUACGGAGGCCUCAACGCUUCCAUCAUCGCUGCAUCCAGGUUGUUCUUCGUGGGCUCCCGUGAGGGUCACCUUCCAGACGCUCUGUCCAUGAUCCACAUACAGAGAUUCACUCCGGUCCCUGCUCUCAUCUUCAAUUGUGUCAUGUCACUGAUCUACCUGACAGUGGAGGACGUCUUUCAGCUCAUCAACUACUACAGCUUUAGCUACUGGUUCUUCAUGGGUCUGUCCAUUGCCGGCCAGAUCUACCUCCGCUGGAAGGAGCCUGACAGACCCAGACCUCUGAAGUUGACUUUACUGUACCCGGUGGUGUUCUGUCUGUGUGCUGUUUUCCUGGUGGCAGUGCCUCUCUACAGCGACACGGUCAACUCUCUGAUCGGCAUUGCCAUUGCCUUGUCAGGCGUUCCUGUCUACUUCCUGGGUGUCUAUUUACCAGAGUCCAAACGACCACCUGUCAUCACCAAGCUACUGCGAUCUCUGACUCACUUUACCCAGUACUCCUGCUACUGCGUACUGACAGAGAUGGACAAAAGUGAAUAGCAUCCAGUGCACUUCAAAAACUUUACCCAGCAGUCUCUGCAUCCUCAAAGCUGACAGUCACCAAGGGACCAGACAGGGGAAUCUGGAUUUAUGACUCUUUUUUUUUUUUUGUACUGCACAAACGCUGAAGCUCUCGGACUUCACUGACUUGUUUACAACACUGGAAAUCCUGCCACAGAUGUACAAGUUCACUUGCAGAUUCAUCCUGGAAUUCAAGGACAUUGGAGGAUUUCAAACUUUAGUAGAGUCAGUACAGAUACUGUAUAUUACAUAUUGUGGAUAUUAUUACAGUUUCACUCCUUCAUCCCAAUGUUUAAUGACCUUCAGUAAAAACGAUUUGCCUUUUCAGUUUAUAGGUAAUUGUAUAAAUGCCUUUUGAGUAGCAUGUGUCUGUGAGAUUUUACAGGUGCUGUGUAGAUGACCACAGGGACCUGAUAAUGAUGCAAGUGCAUUUUAUGAUAUGGACUUAAGUUAUUGUAACUGAAACAUAUUAUGAACAGUGUGUGUGUGAAUGUGUUGAUUUUACUGAGAAUUAAAGUAUCAUAAAUUCUCUGUCAUUCAUUUGCUGAAUGAUAAAAGGGAGGAAAAUAUUUUUUGUCUGCUGCUAUGUGAAGAUGUUGAAUCAUCAUCCUUAUGCCACUGCCUUUAUGUCAUUUUGGUGCCACUAUAUAGUAUUUCUUUGUGUGUGUUCUUUGCAUUUUAACUUUUGUUGCUGUAUGCUGAAAUAGAACAUUGGCUUGUUUAAAGCAUCUCAGCUGAGGUGGGUUCAGUGUCUGCAGAGUCCACUCUGUCUGGCAUUGUAGGAAGCUGGAGACUUCCUGUUCCUUGUAUUUGCUUUAAACUGUUUAACCCUAAAUCAGUACACAGUGUGCUGUGUUCAAGACCUCAACACAUUGAGAACUGGGUCAAAAUAGCAUUUUAGUUAUCCAUUGUAGUUCUAUUGUUAUCCAUCUUUAAGUCCAGUUGUGUAACAUUACUCCGACCUUUGUUCUAAAUGGUCUCAAGUAAACUCUGCUUCAUACAUACUGUAUCUCAGAAUCUAUUCUGUCAAUUCAUCCUAAAUUGCACCUCUGGUUUCGAUCUUGUGCCGUUAAUGAGAUUGUGCGUUGGUACUGGUGUUCUCCUGGUCCAGUGUCUGACUCUACGUAACACACACAAGUACCAUGUGGCCACAAGAUGCAUAAUACGUAUGUGUAUAAUCAUUAGGAAACUGUUGAGUACUAAGGGAAGUGAAGUUUUAAUGUGCAGUUACAUCCCAAAUUAUUGCAAUACAGGAAGUUUUGGACAUGGAAAAUCCAUUUAAUGUCAAUGGAACCUUAUUUCAUCAUCUGCAUUUCAACCCCUCCUAGACAGCAGAGUUAACCCAAAAUCCUGGACAUAAGAGGAACAUUUUCAACAUGAGAAAGAUUGAUUGUCAGGGGUUUUUCCUAAGCCUAAAAAAGGAAAAUACUUUAUGCAUCAGUUUGAAAACUUCAUAGCAGUUGGGACGGAUUUUUAUACACCUGCCAUCACUGGCCUACCUCAUAAAAAUAACACUGCAUCACCUCAGGAAUGUAACUGAGCAAAACAGCUCAUGAGGUCACCAGCUCCAGCAAUAAUGAGAAUGCUGAAUCUCAGUUUUCCCUUAUUUUGUCACAUUUCCUUCCCCCACUUCCAACAGAACAUUUGAGUUUGUGGGUUACUGGGCUGCAUACUGUCUCUGGAUCUUGAAUGAUGAGAUUAUAUGUUCUAUCUCCAAACUGAUCUAAUUUUAGGGUCAAUCAAUAAAUUCUUCAAAAUGAACCAGUUUGUGUUCAUGGUGGAGGUAAAAUAAA
Messenger RNA from Seriola dumerili (greater amberjack), 3465 nucleotides. It is a transcript of the gene slc7a6, whose product is annotated as Y+L amino acid transporter 2. The transcript is spliced from 10 exons. The coding region runs from base 164 to 1651 and encodes 495 amino acids. Lineage: Eukaryota; Metazoa; Chordata; Actinopteri; Carangiformes; Carangidae. Gene Ontology annotation, cellular component: membrane. Gene Ontology annotation, molecular function: L-amino acid transmembrane transporter activity. The record is from RefSeq and is a predicted model, not a curated record. Gene Ontology annotation, biological process: amino acid transmembrane transport.